Molecule: messenger RNA, 630 nt
Organism: Xenopus tropicalis (tropical clawed frog)
Lineage: Eukaryota; Metazoa; Chordata; Amphibia; Anura; Pipidae
Gene: msmb.5
Product: microseminoprotein, beta, gene 5
Exons: 5
Coding region: 137-475 (112 amino acids)
Cellular component (GO): extracellular region
Source: RefSeq, a predicted model, not a curated record
GCAGGGCUCACAGUGCUGUAUCUGUAACAACUGGAAACAUAAUGGAAAACUGUGUUGCUCAAUUCUUAUCUGAUUUGCUAUAAGUAGGGGGAGAGCAGGGCUCACUGUGUCUGUAUCUGCAACAACUAGAAGAAUAAUGCAGUGCAUUUUGGCUUCUGUGGUUGCCCUUGGCAUUUUGGUGGCAACAUGUAAUGCCGCCUGCUUCAAUCAGCCGCCUGAACUGAAGGAAAACCUGGAAGGUUGCCUUUAUAAAGAUGAGCUGCAUGAAUUGGGGAGUGAAUUUAGAACUAAAGAUUGCUAUGACUGUACCUGUUCCAUGGACGGCUCAAUGAGAUGUUGCCAAGCCUAUGGUACCCCAGUGGGUUAUGAUAAGAAAAAGUGUAAAGCUAUUUUUAAUAAGAAAACCUGCACUUACCGUGUUGUGGAAAAGAAAGAUCGCUCAAAGGAAUGUGAGGGUCAUGCUAUGGUUGGAUAAAGUGGCCGUCUCCUUGGGGCAGAGCCUUCGUGCUUACAACAUUUAUAUCCACAUUGUUUUUUGCAUGAACUUAAAUCAGAUACUUAAAUACAGAUAUAUUACAUGAAUAAAGUGCAUAUGAAUAACCAAGAAAGUAAAGUCAUUAAAACAGCAAA